Messenger RNA from Acaulospora colombiana, 153 nucleotides. NCBI's taxonomy places the organism in Eukaryota, Fungi, Glomeromycota, Glomeromycetes, Diversisporales, Acaulosporaceae. The record is from the annotation of a GenBank genome assembly.
CAAAAACGAGCCUUACGUUAUGGUAAGCACUGCUUUAAUAAUUCUCAGGAAUGGCAGAGAUGUGUUAAAGAAUUAAUACAAGGACUUCAACCAUUACCGGAUGUGAUUAAUAAUUAUAUUAAUGCCACCUAUCCAGCGCUAUAUACAAAAUGA